Messenger RNA from Thamnophis elegans (Western terrestrial garter snake), 556 nucleotides. Its product is annotated as D-beta-hydroxybutyrate dehydrogenase, mitochondrial-like. Lineage: Eukaryota; Metazoa; Chordata; Lepidosauria; Squamata; Natricidae. The transcript has 3 exons. The record is from RefSeq and is a predicted model, not a curated record. Bases 200 to 520 code for a protein of 106 amino acids.
GCCCUUCUGCCGCCUCCCUGCCCGCCUGCCGACCAGGGGGAAAGCGGUGCUGAUCCCAGGCUGUGGCAAGGGCUUCGAGCAACUUCAUCGCAGCCACAGGGAUCCUGACCCCCGAAGGCAUCGAGGCCGAGCGCAUGGGGCCAGUGAGGCUGUCCGGGCAGAUGAAGGAGAGGCCAACUUCCAGGAGAAGCUCUCUCGGAUGAAGGGCUUGGAGCACAGCGGCCUGCAGGACGUCUCCCUAGUCCUGGAUGCCCUGACCGAGGCCCUCGCCACACGCCACCCCUACAGCCGCUACACCCCCACGGAGGCCUCCUGGUGGCUCCUUCUGCAGGCCGCAACCCACUUGCCCACCGCCCUGGCCGACCGGCUCUUUUUGAGCCCCAGGUCAAGUGGGGAAUCCGUCCUGAAUCCUGUCCAGCCUCAACAUUCCUUCUGUCCAUCUGCAGCGAGUCCUUUGGUUACAAACAUCUCUGCACAACGUUGUUCACCAUUUUCCAUUCACAUAACAUUGUUUCACUAAUCUUAAUAUUAUAGUAUAUUAAACGUUUAAACACUC